This is a messenger RNA of Octopus sinensis (East Asian common octopus), 603 nucleotides long. Its product is annotated as prostatic spermine-binding protein-like. The transcript has 3 exons. Bases 1 to 603 code for a protein of 200 amino acids. The record is from RefSeq and is a predicted model, not a curated record. NCBI's taxonomy places the organism in Eukaryota, Metazoa, Mollusca, Cephalopoda, Octopoda, Octopodidae.
AUGGUGGCUCUAACCCACCGACCUGUCCAAGAUGUGGGCGAGUCAGGGAAACCGUCCCGCAUGCUAUUGUUCAGUGUUCGGUGGUUUCAGAUGUGGUCACCACAACACAAAACAAAAGCGACAAGAACGAGAGGCAGUUGUACUGCUAAUAACGACGGCAAAAAUGUUGAUAAUGUUGAUGAUGACGACAAUGGUGUUGAUGAUAAAUAUAAUGAAGAGGACGACGUUGACGACAACUACGGCCAAGACGACGAAUAUGUCGAUGACGAUGAUGGUAAAGACGAUGAAGAAAAUGGUGGCGACGACGACGAUGAUAGCGACGACGACGGCACCUCAGCUGCCGAUGACGAUGCUGUCGUCGCCGUCGGUAACAACAAUGAUGAUGUUGAUGUAGGCGGCGGCGGCGGCGAAGACAACGCCAAAGACGACAACGUAAACAACAACGAUGGUGAUGGUGGUGCUGAUGAAGUUUACGAAGAUAAUACUGACGACGAAGACGACGGCUACAUCAAUGAUGAUAUUGGUAAUGAUACUGACACCGAAGGAACGUACUUUUCAUCUGAAAAAAUACACACUUUGAAUAAAGCCAGAACUCUGUAUUAG